AUGACAGAGCAUAACUUUGAAAUGCAUUUAAAAUCUACCCUUCCUCCCAAAGAUAAUCCUAUUUCUUUAGCAUAUCUUUCUCAAUGUGAUGGAAGUAAUGAGAAUUUUCCAAUUUAUGUCGCUAUUAAAGGCACUGUUUUUGACGUAACAUCUAAUAGAGCCUCGUAUGGUCCAGGAGGUGGUUAUCAUAUAUUUGCAGGGAAAGAUGCUUCAAGAGGUCUUGGAAAAAGUAGUCUUAAAGAAGAAGAUGCAGUAGCUGAUUAUUCGAAUUUGAAUGAAAGUGAACUUGAAACAUUAGAAAAAUGGUUUGAUUUCUUUUCUAAAAAAUAUAAUAUUGUCGGAAAAGUUCAAGACUAA
This is a messenger RNA of Pneumocystis murina B123, 357 nucleotides long. RefSeq lists its product as hypothetical. Gene Ontology annotation, cellular component: membrane; endomembrane system. The transcript is spliced from 4 exons. The record is from RefSeq and is a predicted model, not a curated record. Lineage: Eukaryota; Fungi; Ascomycota; Pneumocystomycetes; Pneumocystales; Pneumocystaceae. The coding region runs from base 1 to 357 and encodes 118 amino acids.